AUGUCGGUUAAAAUUACAGAGUUUGUUAAGCGACCUGGUGUAGGUCGUGAAGGUCGUCCUUUGAAAGUCAGAGCCAAUUUUUUUGAAGUUACAUCUUUACCCGACUCAAACGUUCAUCACUAUGACGUAACUAUCACACCAGAGGUCCCUCCCUCAUUAAACAGAAGAAUUUAUUGCGAGUUUGAGGCUCUAAAUGACAAUAUCCUUGCUUCCGCAAAGCCUGUUUUCGACGGUCGCAAAAAUAUUUACUCUCCUAAACCGUUAUCUUUUGGCGAAACCGAUGCCGCUACAUUCGAUAUAACUCUUCCUGAGGAUGACGGUGCUCCAUUGGGAAAAAGACCUCCUCGUGCUUUUAAAGUCAAAAUUAAGAAGGCUGCUGUUAUCAAUAUGGAAGAAUUACAUAGGUUUCUUGACGGAAAAUGCAAAUCAUCGCCUAAUAUUUUAACAGGAAUUAUGGCACUGGAUGUUUUAAUCCGUCAUAAACCAUCAAUGAUGCAUGUAACACACAAGGACGAUGAGAUUAUGUAUGCUACAGUCGGCAGGUCGUUUUAUACGAAUCAAAUAUCUCAAUCUCUUUAUGGUGGUGCCGAAGUAUGGCAGGGAUAUUAUCAAUCUGCCAGGCCUGCACCGAAAAAGAUGAUGAUAAAUGUUGAUGUGAGCGCUACUGCUUUUUAUGAAAGUGGUAGUUUAGUACAAAUGGUUGUUAAAUUACUCGGCAAACGUCAUCCUGAUGACCUUAGGAGGGGAAUUCCAGAUAGGGAUCGUGUAAAACUUGAGAAGGCUUUAAAGAAUGUAAAAAUUCGCGUUACUCAUCGCGAAAAUGCCUCCAAACGUUCGUUUAAGAUUGUUAAAUUAACUAAUACCCCAGCAUCUGGCACAAAAUUCGAAAUUGAGGGUAAAAAGACUGAUGUUGCUUCAUACUUUCAAAAGACUUACAAAAGACCAUUACAAUAUCCAUUUCUUCCAUGCGUCAUCGUCCGAAAAGACACAUCUUUACCAAUAGAAGUAUGUGAGGUUAUCAAGGGUCAGCGACAUAUCCGCAAAUUGAACGAAAGACAGACAGCCGAUAUGAUUAAGUUUACUUGUCAGCAGCCACAUGUCCGUGCAAAUAAAAUUAUUCAAGGUCUAGAAAUUCUUAACUAUCGAGAAAACGAGUAUAUGAGGAGAUUUGGGUUGCAAGUAUCUGAAGAAAUGGUCGUAGUUCCAGCCAGAGUAUUACCUGCUCCAAAAAUACAGUAUCAUCCUUCUUCUCGUGAGGCUGCCUUCAUCCCAAAGGAUGGGACAUGGAAUUUGCGCGAUAAAAAAGUUGCUACUGGUGCCACCCUUGGUUCAUGGGCAUGCGUUGCCUUUGGAAAUUAUGAAUUGGAAGCCGUUCAGCAUUUCAUUAGAGAAUUGGUAAAUACUUGUCAAGAUACCGGGAUGAAUAUUCCAAAUAAGAAUCCACCUAUUCAGCAAGGAAAUCCAAUGGGAAAUAUUGAACAGAUUAUGAGGCAAGCCUGGGUCAAGGCUGGAAAUAUGUCCAAAUCACCGCCUCAAUUAAUUGUAUGUGUCCUUCCGAAUACUGGCGUACCUUUGUACGCUGAAAUAAAGCGUGUUAGUGAUACAGUGAUAGGUGUAGCGACCCAAUGCGUUCAAUCGAAGCACAUAUUUCAAGCCAAAAAACAAUAUUGUGCGAACGUGUGCCUGAAAAUGAAUGUUAAACUCGGGGGCAUGAAUUCGUUCAUUGAACCAAGUCUAGUUCCAUUUAUUUCACAACGUCCCACCAUUUUAAUGGGUGCUGACGUUACUCAUCCUGCUCCUGGGGGUGAUGAGUCUCGUCCAUCCAUUGCUGCUCUAUGUGCUUCAAUGGACGCAAAAGCAUCUCGUUAUGCUGCUUCGAUUCGCGUUCAAGCAGGAAAAAAAGAAAUCAUUUCUGACUUGUCCGGUAUGGUGAAAGAAUUAUUAAAGACCUUCUAUCAGACCUGCGGAAGGAAACCAGAACGCAUUUUAUUUUAUCGAGAUGGUGUCUCAGAGGGACAAUUCGAACAAGUACUCGAAUUUGAAAUCGAUGCAGUGAGAGCCGCAUGUAAGUCACUAGAUGCGAACUACAAACCAACCAUAACCUUUGUGAUUGUGCAAAAACGUCAUCACGCCCGAUUUUUCCCCAUGGAUAGAAAGGAUUCCGAUCGAACAGGCAAUUGUCUCCCCGGUACAGUUGUUGAAUCGGUGAUAACACAUCCUUUUGAAUUCGACUUCUACCUCCAGAGUCAUGCAGGUUUGCAAGGAACUUCACGUCCAACCCAUUAUCAUGUGUUGUAUGACGAAAACCGAUUUACUGCGGAUACACUUCAAAAGCUAUCUUAUCACUUGUGUUAUGUUUUUGCUCGAUGCACUCGUUCAGUCUCACUAGUCCCACCGGUGUAUUAUGCUCAUUUAGUUUGUAGUAGAGCUAGAUUCCACUCGCGUGGUGAAAAUUGGAGUGAUCAAGAUUCAGAAAGUGGUGGUUCGGUAUCAAGUUAUGGUAUGGUAAAACCAGAAUUGCAAAAGUUAAAUUAUUAUUGA
This is a messenger RNA of Funneliformis geosporum, 2541 nucleotides long. The record is from the annotation of a GenBank genome assembly. Lineage: Eukaryota; Fungi; Glomeromycota; Glomeromycetes; Glomerales; Glomeraceae.